This is a messenger RNA of Solenopsis invicta (red fire ant), 8458 nucleotides long. RefSeq lists its product as uncharacterized. The transcript has 4 exons. Bases 5563 to 6537 code for a protein of 324 amino acids. NCBI's taxonomy places the organism in Eukaryota, Metazoa, Arthropoda, Insecta, Hymenoptera, Formicidae. The record is from RefSeq and is a predicted model, not a curated record. Gene Ontology annotation, molecular function: DNA binding.
CACACACAAACACAUAUGUAUAUAGCGCACACGCAAUUGCAUAUAUAUUCCUAUUUGUUGAAUAGUUACGUCACAUAUAACAAACAUUUCAUUUAAUUCACUUUUUAAUGCGCGACUCAAAUUCUUUUUACUCCCCUUCGGCCUGGCAACUUCAUAACUUCGCCAACGGCUGAAAUGCCAUUCCGAUGGAAAAUUCGAGAAACUCGGUUCGUAUCUCAAGAGAGGAUUUCACGCGGACUGCCAGUGUCAGAUAUCGAAGUAUAUGAAUCAGAAAAGCAUUAAAAUUUUCCACGCAAGCGUGAUCCGAGCAUUGCGAAAUAACUGUGCGCUUAAUUUCUUUGAAAACGCCAGCCGCCUGCUUUUUGCUAAUGAAACCUUUAUCGGCACGUAUUGCAUUACGUACGCUUACAAUGAGUCUGGCAUAAUCAAAAUGAUCUAUUCACGUAUAAUUUAUGCUUCAGAAUUGUUAAUCAUUGUGACUGACAUGCUGCCAUUCAGUAUGUCUGGUAAAGUAUGUUUUUAAUAUUUUAUCCACCAGAUGCGAUGGAACGAGGGACGCGUUUCAUUUUCCACCAGCUGCGAGCGCAUCCAGUAGUAAGAUCCGCGAUAAAUCCGCCUUCGGCAUUCUCAGAUGAAGGCGCGUUAAUGUCGCGCGCGCAGCGAUCGAUUGACGAAAUUCCGCAUCCUUACGUAUCGAGAAUUUGAAAUCGGGGAGGUAAAGCGGCUCUCGCGGCACUCACUAACGACAUUUCAACGACAACGGCAUACACUCCGGGCUUUAUUCUCGGAGAUAUCGGCGCGAUAUUAAGUCGAGCUAAAACGGUUUAUUCGGCUAAUGUCGUGUUUACUAACGCUCGCGCAGCGAAAUAUGUCACGCGCACUUAUAUUCCACUCGAUACUUGCGUCAGCUGAGCGUCGAUAAGAAGAUUAACACAUCUGCUUAUAUCGUUCGGAGGGUGAAUGCGGAAUUUUGUUUCAUUUAUUACCGAUACAAAACAAAUUUGACACAAAGAGGAUUAUUAUUCGUUAAUAUGCGACAUUCUCGGAUUAAGGAACACAUUUUCUCGUGAAUAAUUGUCAUAAAAUAGGCGAAGGUGUAAAUAAAAUGAAUAAGAAAGAUUCAAGUAACGCAACCCGUUAUACAGCAUGGAAAGAUUGUAGAAAUAUUUUAUUGCAGUAUUGCGAAAACGUUGCGGAGUAUAUUGUUAUAUAUUGCAGCAAUGACAAAAUGUCCGUUUUUAGGAAUAUUACAAUACAAUAUUGCAGCAAUAUUACAAUAUUUAUAAUACUUUGUAAUGUCAUGAUAAUUAAAGUAAUUUGAACAAAAAAUUUAGGAUACGUGUGCAAGUACUAAACAUUAAGAAAAUAAUUAUAUAAAUCUUGCAAUACGCUAAUAAUAACGUAUUAUUAUAAUACGUAUGUGCGUAUUAAACGAAAUAAAAUUCAAUAGCUGUUAAUGUUACAUUAUUUUAUUAACAGCACGACUGUAAAUUUAUAUUUAUAUAAUUGUUUUUUUAAUUAUCUACACUAUGUCUACAUGUUUCACAGGUUGUUCAUGAUUUAAAUAACGUUGUGAUUUUUCAAGUGCCUUAGACUCACAUGAAAAUUUUUUUGCUUUGUUGCAAAUGCAAAAUUGUAAAAUUUAAUUUAAUUUUUUAAUCGCAGAAAUUGUUAUCAAGCAUUUUCAAAAAUAUCUCCAACUUAUAUAGCAUAGAACAUUUUAUCAAUAUUGCAGAAACGUUGCACAUAUUGAUGCAACAUUGCUGGAAUAUUCUGUGCUAACUAAUCAUGGUAGAUUUGUACUUAAAUGCAAUACAAGACUUUUGUAUAAAGCUUAUAAGCUUGAAAACGUAUACAUAAAUGUUAAUAUAAUACAUAAAGUCAUAGCGGGUUAUUCAGCUUUACAUAGUAUUUAAAAUUUUGUUGUAACAUCAUAUUUUAUAUCUAUAUUUUACCAACGUGAGCUAACGUGCAAUAAACAAUACUGCAAUGCUAUUGUAACGUAAUUGCGAAAUUCUGAGGGAACUUUUAAUCGUUCACGCCCUUAAAUGCCAUAAAAUAAGCAAAAUUUUAAGUAAUGUAACAUAAUCAUCUGACAUAAGAGGAAAAAAGUGAUGGAUUAAACUUUGCUGAUUUCACUGGCGCAACUUCUAUCUUCCGAGAGGAGUGAAGCUUAUCUGCUUGAAAAUUACUGCUGACGCGGCAACUCGCCGCGAAAGCGUCUCAUCCAAUGUCGCCUUCGUACUUGGGUAAACUCCUAAUGAUCGCAUUCCGCGAUUCGUCCACAAUCUUGUAUAAAUACGCGCACACGUAUGUACGUUCGUACAUGGCGCCUUCGUACGUAUUUCCGGGAAGGCAUACGUACAUACAAGCAGCGAGAACUAUCCUCGACUUCGUUUGUUCGUAUAUUCUCUCGUACUAGAGGCAACCUCGACCAAGUGCCCGAGAGACUCGUUGAAUUUCCGCGCCUUCCGUUCAGCUGCUGAAGGAAACACCCGACAGCUACUGUCACUCUGUCUUAUUGAACUAUCUCACUAUUUCUCUCUUCGUCUCUUCGCAAAUUCUUCCUUUCCCUCCAGUUGUAACAGAUUAAGAUCUCGCGCCAUAACUGAUAUUUAUAUAAGGGGUUCUAUCUCCGAGUUCUCUGCUUGACGCCACGAGAUAUCGCGAGAGGAAAGAAGUACAAAAAUAUGGUAUCGCACAUAUAAAAACAUGCCGUUUGUAAAUGACGAACGCGUGUUUCUCUUCGAUCGAGUUUUUUGCCGCCUUACCUCGACAAAUAAUCAUUAUACCUUUUUUUACACAUGUACGACGUUUUGACAUCAGUUCGCUAGGUUGAUCGAAUUGUCAAUGAGAUGUUUUCAAAGAACGGAGGAACAUGGCAGAGUAUUGUGCUCGAGCGCUUCAAUUUCAAUUCCUCUUGCUACGUAUACAAAGCGACAAGAGUUCUGCACAUACGCGAUCAAAUGUUUCGAUUUAAAUAUGUUUAGUGACCGUGAAAAAUUCCUUUGUGGAUGGUAUCACUUGUUACGCAAACCUUUACGAAAAAAAAAAGAAAAAAAAGGAGAGGGAAUGUAGAUUAUUAUGGACAGGAAGAGAGAGAGAGAGAGAGAGAGAGAGAAAGAGAGAAAGAGAGAAAGAAAAAGAAAUAUCAAAUAUUAUCACACGUUUUAUAUUGCAUACGCCAGGAUAUCGUCUCAAUUUUGCAUGACGAUACUUUCGUUCUAUCGAAGACGUAAAAUAUAUUGAAAAUGUUUUUACUCUUUUGGCGCAAGACAUUUAAAUUCUCUUGAUGUUUAAAUUUACCUUUCUCGCCCCUAUUACGUUUCUCUCUAUCCUACAACCUACCAUGAUAGUUUUCUAACCCGAUGUGAUUGAACACGGAUAAAGUACAAUCCUGUCAGCGAUGGAAUAGCCGAACGAUCUCUCGACAAGAUCCAUCCAAGGAACAGAGCUACGGGCGAGAGGACGUUGUACCAAGUGAUCCAAUUUCCAAUUCCAUUAGAAGGUAAGCAACGCAGGAAGCUCCGUACACACAUACACACUUCGAUUGCAUUCUACGGCUCAGCAGACGCUGUAAAGAGCAUUGGAUGAAAUAUCAGAUGCGAGAAUACGCAGAUAUUACCUGUGUCUGUGUCAUCCUCAACGCACAAAUCGUGGCGAUCAAAAGAUAUACGAUACUAGAACGAUGCUAAGUCUUUAACCUUUAAACGGCCGGCAUUGGACCUAUUAUAAUUCCCUUAGAAAAUUCCCGAAAUAUUGUACUUAUAUCUUCGAUACAACCUAUAUAAUAGGGAGUCCUCCGUAGCGUCUAUAUUUAGACUUUCCGGCCGUCUAAAGGUUAAUCUCCUGACACUGCUAGUUUCCCUCGUCAUGGAUUUCUUGGACAAUUAAAUUUGAGACAUAAGGUUUUUUUUUUUAUUAGACGAGGUAUAAAUCACGAAUAUGUCAAUUCUUGAAAAAAAAAUAGUAUUGUAAAAUUUUAAUCCUUUCUCUUGCUUUGCCUGUACAAAGGAAUCCACAAUUAAAAAUAACUGUUGAGCGAAGUAUUAUCAUAGUAAAUUAAACAAAGAAGAUGUGAUAUUCAAUGGGGAAACUGGCAACGGAGCACACUAAAAUUAUAAUAGUUAAUUGUCAUUUCGAUCGUCAAAAAUGACAAUAACUGACGGAAAUCGAAGAAUCAAGAUACACGGAGCUUCUUACGUUGCUAAACUGAAGGUCACAUCUGCGCUCGUCGAUCGCAGAGAUCAGAUUGAUCCAUUUAGUUACAUUGUAACUUUGACAAAUUCGAUGUUCAGCUUAUCUUGCACUGUUCUAUCAGAUGAAUUUGUUGUUUAAUUUUGAGCUUUUAUUUUAACCUUAGAAAAAUAAUGGAAAAAAUAACGAAUUGAAAUUAUCUUUUAAAUAACGGUAUAAAUUUCUUUUAAAAUAAAUUUUUUUCCCAUCUUUGCUUUUUGUUAUUAUAAUUGUUAUCAUCUUUGUCGUAAUGAAACAUACAAACAAAAAGUAAAGAGAAAAUGUCAACUUACACAAGUUUGUACAUGUUUAAAAUUAUUCGAAAAUUAAAAAAAUAAUUCAAGAAAAAGAAUUUUCAUCCUCGGAUCAGCAACGCGACUGUAACGCACGUACGUGCAAUAACGUGAUCAGAUUGCUGUAACUCGUUUUCUGAGUACGAAAUCAUGCACGUGCUUUAUGCCUUUGUCUUUCUCACUGUAAAACUCAUUUACAUUUUAUUUGACAAACUCGAUGUGGAUUGUUUCGCGCCGUUUUAUUUAAAAUUAAUUAGAAUUCUACAAAUCUAAAAUGCGUAUAUUAUUAUAAAAUGAGAAUAUUAAAAAAAGCGAUAAUAUUAAAAAAAUAGUAUUUUUUAAAAAUAGAUUUUGACCUUUCAGUUAAGAUAAAACUAUUCAAAGUUUAUAGAAUUUUGGAAAGAUUUCGAGUUAAGCAUGAACAUACUAUAUGUGAUGUAUUUAUUGAAAAUUUUUAUAAUGUACACAUUGUACACCAUGUUCUUGCAAAAUUUUUAAAGUAUUUUUGAGACAUAAACUUUUCUUAAUAGCUUUAUCAUAUUCACACAAAGAAAAUUUAUUAAAAAAAUACUAUUUUUCUUUUUACAUUUUUUUAAGCUAAAAUACGUCUUUUUUUAAUAUUCUUCUCUGUGUGUACGUUGUGUGAAUAAAUUAAACUAUAUUAAAAUUGUUAAAUAAAAAUCUCGAAAAGAAAUUCAUAACAAAUUUCCAUUUUUGAUAUCGCGUUCGCAAAUACUAAUCUGUUAUGCUUUAUUUUUUAGUUUUGUUGAAAUAAAAUAAAAAUUUUAAUCUAAACAUUUGACUACCGAGAAUCGAAUAAAGUUAGAAACGAACAUUUAUGAUUUCACUGUUAGAACCAGAUUUAAACACAAUAUAUUUAUAUUUACAUUUGACUAAACAGCUCAUGUUUUCGACCGUUGACCUUCCCCACCAAGUUUCUCCGAAUAUUUUCCUUGGUAUAGUCAGUCUUGACGUAUCGUAAUUAGUAACACAAGUUCUGCGGUGCGGUAACAUACGAUAUUGUGCGGAAAUAAUGGUAGCUCCAACACGCAGUUGGGUAUGGAAACAUUUUCGUAGGUCCGUAGACACUAAAACUGUACAGUGUAAUAGUUGUAAAAAAGUUUAUAAAUAUAGAUCUUGUCUGGAAUUUUAUAAAAUACAUUUAUUCCGUCAUCAUGGCAUAUUUAAUGAUGACGACCACUUAAAAUGGAACGACGACACUCACAUUUUAUGGCAACAUUUCAAGAAACAAGACAAUUUUAAAGAACAAGACAAGUUUCUUGCAAAAUGCAAAUAUUGUAAAUAUGUUCAACGCAAUGCGUUUAUGAAAAAAAAUUUAGAGAGACAUUUGUUAAAAUGGCAUUCAGAAAUAAUAGCUGCGAGGCAAGAGGAAAUUCACGUACGUCCCUGGUUAUCGAAACACAUCGUUUGGUCGGAUUGUAAAAAAUACAUAAAAUGCCGUUAUUGUAAGUGGCAGAAAACAACAAUAUUUCAGAGAUUAGAUGGUAUAAUGUCUCACUUGGCUGAUCGUCAUAAUAUAAAUGAAAAUUCAAGUUUAUCAUACGUGAUGCAACCAUCCGUGGCUGCAGAAAAUUAUGCAGAUACAAGUCAUCAUAAUGAAAAUACAUAUUGGCAAGCGCCUAAAAAUCAAGCUCAACAGAGUUUGCAAAUAAGAACUGAAGAUAUUUUCAUGGAUGGAAUAACGCAACUUUCCGAAACUACAGGAAAUUACGCGAAUACAAAUUCUCAUGAUAGUUCAUAUUGGCAAACUCUUAGAAGUUCACAAGGAACGGAACAAGAGAGAAUUGAUAAUAUUAACGUGGAUAUAAUAAUACAACAACUCAUAGCUGGAGUAAAUUAUGAGGAUACAUAUUCUCGUUUUAACAAUACGUAUCAGUCCAAUAACGGCGGCCAACAAAACUCUGAAUUAGAAUUUAUCUUAGAUGAUAAAUUCUUGUCCUUUGUUAAUGAAGAAAGCUGGCCUUAUUAUUUGGAAUAUCUGCAAUAAAAACAAUCUUGGCCUGUGCAUACUGAUAACAAUGAAUAAAGGGCGCGUAUGACGAGUAAUUGUCCAUUUUGCGUUGCUAUAUAACGUAAAGAGAGCAGUUUUACGAUUUAUUUUGAAGCAACUUUCUUAAAUCAACUUUCAAAUUAGUUUUACGAAGUUUUCCUUUACUCUCUAAAUCUCACAGAGUGGAAAAUCACUCGAAAAAUCGCAGAGGCUCAAUUUUCACUCUUUUAGAGUGACGUUUCACUCUACUCUACUCUCAAAGAACAUUAAUGUAUCAAUUCCCAUACAGCACUGAAGCGUCCAAUAACAUUUCAGAAAUAUUGCGACAUUGCAGGUUGCAAUGUAAUAUUGCAGAGACGUUUUGGAGAUAUAUUCAAUAUUUCGCUGAAAUAUUUCAGCAUUAAUGUAGAAAUGUAAAAUUCUCAGAAUACACAUGAAUUAAAAUUUGUAUGGAGUAUGCUUUGACAUGCGUGUAACUUCUGUGAGAAGACAUUUGUGUACAUGUGUAUACUUUUUUAUUCAAUAUAAAGCUUAUAUAUUAAUAAUAUUAAUAUUAUUGCUUUAUAUAUGUUAACAAAUGAAAUAAGGUAAUUAAUUAUAAUAGAAAAUCAUAAUAAAAGAAACAAGAUGUUAAUUUCAAAACAGAAUUUGUGACAUUAUGCAACGGUUUUCUAUUUCUAUAAAAAAAUUUAAUAAUAAUUCUCUAAUAUGCAGGAUACGUCAGAUUUUGGAUUUAAACAUUAAGAUUUAAAUUUUGAGAAUACAUAAGGAUGUUCAAGACAGAUGAGAAAAAAUUUUUUGCAAUUGCGUAAAUUCACAAUCUUCAUCUGAGUUUUUUGAAUGGAAAAAGGUUGUAAAUUUAUGCAACCGCAAUAAGUUUUUUCUUAUCUCUAUUGGAUGUUUUUAUAUAUUCUCAAAGUUUAUCUGUCAAAUUUGAAGCGUUCUGCAUAUUUCUAGCAAAGCGUUUCAAUAUAACAAAUACAUUUGCACCGUAACAACACAAGAAAUUUUACACUUAAAAGCGGACUUUUCAAAGUUGCCGCAAGCUUGCAGUAACAUUGCAGAGACAUUUCGCAACUUCCACGCAAUAUUUCAAUGUAAGAUCUAUGUAAUAUUUCUGCAAUCUUUCGGUGCUGUAUGGGAAUUAAUUUAUAUGGCUUACGCGCCAUAACUUAUUAGUAUAACUUGUACUAAUCAUGUAGUUAAAAAUCUAUGUACACUGAGCAAAGAAAAUUGUUAACUUGACUAAAAUUUUUAACAAUAAUCACACGGACCUACGAAAUUAAACACAAGGUUAGCAGGCCCAUGUCAGUUGGAGACUGUAAAUAUGAAAAAUUAUUAAUCAGCACUAAGAACUUACAUAUAAAUGCUUAAAUUAAAAUUCAAGUAUUCUAUAUAUUUGGGUCAAACACAUGUAUAAAUACUUGAAUCGAAGAAAUUUAAAUAAGUUGAAAAUUUUAAUCAACUUUUUGUCUCAGUAUAUGCGUAGAAUACUUACAAGAAUAAUUAUAAGAAUAAUUAUAGGAAUAAUUAUAAGAUAUAUCUUUUUUUCUUAAUUCUGGCAUUUAAUUUACUUGGAUAAUUUGACUAUUAAUUUUUUUAAUGGAAUUGAACUGAACUAAAAUACAAUAACUGAUUCGAUUUACACUUCUAGUAUAUACAUAACAUUUAUUUGAGACAAAAUAAAUUAUUAUUAAAAGUCUUAAACAAUUUUUAAAAAUAUAUAAUUAAUAAUUUUUAAUAUAUUAGUAAUUUUUAAAUAUAUUAAAAUUUAUUUCAAUGUAAUUAGAAAAUUAUAAUUGAAACAUAUUUUCGAUAUUAUGUUUAUAAUUGAAAGUUGAUGUAUUAUUUCGAUAAUUGAUAAUGCAUAUAAUCAUAAUAUAAAUUGACGCAAGAUAGAUGUAUUUUAAUAAAAUGA